Messenger RNA from Striga hermonthica, 1833 nucleotides. The record is from the annotation of a GenBank genome assembly. NCBI's taxonomy places the organism in Eukaryota, Viridiplantae, Streptophyta, Magnoliopsida, Lamiales, Orobanchaceae.
AUGGCGGCUCCGAGCCUGCUCUCUCACCAUUAUCAUCAUCUCCACCCACACGUCAUCCCUGCUCCGAAGUGCUGCCCUUCUCUCAGACCCCAACUGUUCAUAUCCCCAAUUCCACCCCAAAACCCUACCAAAACCCCCAUCUCCGUCUCCGUUCCGAUUUUCAUGAUUUCUCUGCCUAGAAAAGGAAACAAUUGUAGCUACACGGCCUCGACCUUUCAGAGCCUCGAUUCUGAGGCUCAGCAACAAACAGACGACGGCAAUGGCUUAGAAGAAGUGAGAGAAGCCAUCAGAGAGUAUCUGGAACAGCUUGGGGCUUCGAGGGAGGACGCGUCUCGCAUUAGCUUUGGCUGCCCCAACUAUUUGAAGAUGCUGAUCGACGGCGUCCAAGACCUUGACGACUGGAACUCGUGGUCCGCUGACGCAGGUCCUGGUGGUCAAGCGCCUGUACAAUUUAAAAACAGAGUGUAUCAGAUGGCAAAGCAGAAAGGGGACAAUGGUAUUCUCCCUUUCCUGGAGAGCGAAGGACUUCCUCUCUCCUCUGCCACUCGCUUGGCUCGUUAUCUCUCUUCUUCUGGCUCCAAUGUGCUACCCCUCCUUGUUCACAAGGUUAAGUAUGUGAAGGAAAUUAUGUUUUCUGGCAGUCUUGAUUCUGAAUUUAUUGGAAAAAAUGCUCGGCGUAUGAUGACCCACCUCUCCAUUCCUGUCGAUGAGGAUGUGCAGCAGACUUUGGCAUUCUUUGAAAAGGUUGAAGCAAGGCGUGGAGGUCUGAAUCUCUUGAGUUCUGAUAACACCUCUUUCCGGUACCUCAUUGAAUCUUUUCCACGCCUUCUUUCUCUUCCACUAGAAUCUCGUCUAAAGGUGACUGUGAAGGUCUUGGAAGAUAUUGGGGUUCGUAAAGAACGUGUCAGAAAUGUUCUUCUUUUAUUUCCACCCAUCUUGUCUUAUGACAUUCAGAAGAGAAUCAAGCCAAGGUUGCGAUCAUUCGAAAAGAUUGGCAUAAGAGAAAAUGAUAUCAGUAAGAUGCUUGUCAAGUAUCCUUGGAUUGUUUCUCCAAGCAUCCUGGAUAAUUUUGACGAAAUUGUUGAUUUCUUUGAUGAUGAGAAGGUCCCCCGAGUUUCAACAGCCAGUGCAAUCAAGAACUGGCCACAUAUUCUGGGAUGUUCUGUAGAUAAAAUAGGGCUAAUGGUUGAACAGUUCAGACGAAUGGAUAUUACGAACAAGAAGUUGGGUCAGGUUAUCGCUAAAAGUCCACAAUUACUACUUCGCAAGCCUGAGGAGUUUGAUCAGGUGGUAUCCUUCUUUAACGAUUUAGGAUUGGAUGAGAAAGCUAUUUCUAAGACGCUUGCUCGUUGUCCUGAAAUUUUUGCGGCAAGAAUAGACGAAACUCUGAAGAAGAAGUUGGAGUUUCUUUCUAGUGUCGGGAUUUCUGAAACCCAUCUCCCGAGAGUUGUCAGGAAAUACCCAGAAUUAUUUGUUUGUGAUGUCGACAGGGCGUUAUAUCCUAGAGUAAGGUACCUAAUGGAAGUCGGAUUUUCAGAAAGCGAUAUAGUGUCCAUGUUACACAGAUUCUCACCGAUACUCGGGUAUAGUGUUGAAGAAAAUUUGAAGCCAAAGUUGGAGUUCCUAGUGAACACCAUGCCAAGGCCUCUAAGUGAUGUGGUUGCUUACCCAAGAUAUUUCAGCUACUCACUGGAGAAGAAGAUAAGGCCCAGGUAUUGGGUUCUGAAAGGGAAGAAUGUGGAAUUUACGUUGAAAAAAAUGUUGGGUAUAAACGAUGAAGAAUUUGCCGCUGCGUAUUUAGAACUGGGAGAGAUGCCUGUUCUUCCUCCUUGA